Verruconis gallopava is the source of this 1164-nucleotide messenger RNA. RefSeq lists its product as uncharacterized. Bases 1 to 1164 code for a protein of 387 amino acids. Gene Ontology annotation, cellular component: cytoplasm. NCBI's taxonomy places the organism in Eukaryota, Fungi, Ascomycota, Dothideomycetes, Venturiales, Sympoventuriaceae. The record is from RefSeq and is a predicted model, not a curated record. Gene Ontology annotation, molecular function: ATP binding; 5'-deoxynucleotidase activity; nucleobase-containing compound kinase activity. The transcript has 6 exons. Gene Ontology annotation, biological process: nucleobase-containing compound metabolic process.
AUGGACAACUUCUAUCAGCUUUUGGAGCUCAUUGAGCAACUGAAGAUUAUCAAACGUAGCGGAUGGAAGCUCCGUGGAAUUCACGAGCCCGAGAGCGUUGCAGACCACACAUUCCGGGUAGCACUUAUCUGCCUCAUUGCCACUGCAUUAGACGACGAGAAGCGAAAAAGAGCUGUUUACAUGGCCCUAAUCCACGACAUGGGCGAGGCCAUAAUUGGGGACAUCACUCCUUCAGACGGAAUUAGUCCUGAACAGAAGUAUAUUAGAGAAGAGAUGGCGAUCAAAUUUCAGGCGUGCACAAUUCGCAAGACACAUCCGGACUUUGCUGAUAUGAUGUUGGGACUUUGGCAUGAAUAUGAAGAAGGCAAGACCGACGUUGCCAUAUUCGUCCGGCAAGCAGAUAAAGUUGAAGCUGCUGUACAAGGCGUCAUUUACGAAGAGCGAACGGGAAUCGACAUGCGUGAUUUCAUGAAGCCGAAGGUUGAAAUCAACGUGCCAGAACUUAAGGAUUUGAUGCAGACCUGCCAGGCCAAGCGAACAGAGCUGCAAUCAAGGCGGGAAAUGAGUAAUAAGAUAAAGAUCAUUUUUGUCUCUGGUGCCCCUGGUAUCGGAAAAGGAACACAGUGCAAGAUGCUGGCCAAAGACCUUGGUUUCUGCCACCUGUCAGCGGGCGACUUACUGCGCAAUGAAGCAAACGAUCCAGAGUCUCCUUACGCUGAUUUUAUAAAUGAAAGCAUGAGAAAGUCUGUGUUGAUUCCACCGCAACUUACUACUCAGCUCUUGAAACGAGAGAUUACUCGGGCGCUGGACGAAGGAAAAGAGAGAUUCCUGCUUGAUGGAUUUCCUAGGAGUUUGGACCAAUUGCAUGAUUUUGAGCUUAAGAUUUGCGAUCAUUACUCUACGCUAUCAUUUGAAUGCAAAGAUGAUAUUGAGAUUCUGCAACAACGUCUAAUCGAGCGUGCAAAAUCGUCUGGACGGGUUGAUGAUAAUCCUGAAUCGAUACAGCGGAGACUGAAAACCUUUGAAGAGAACAACAAACCGGUCUUGGAAUACCUCCGCACUCAUGGACAUGGAGUAUUUCGACCUAUCGAUUGCAGUGGUACGAUCUCUGACGUCUACAAUUCUGUGCGCUCUGAGGUCGAAUCGAUUAUUAGAUACCAAUAA